CUCGCUGGUCUCUAGUUGUCUCGGGUAAUGCAGGGGCUGUGCAGCUCUUGGGCUACAGCGCCUGGGGUUGGCUUGGCCGGCCACAACUAGCGCUCGCUCGCUGUUGCCUGCGUCGCCUGCUGGGGUCGAGCUGCUGCCGCGCCCUGCGCAGCAAGACGCACAUCGCGGUCCUCGAGAGCCAGCCGGCACUUGCAACUUCUGCCUGGCGAGCCCAACUUCUGCGCGGGAUUCGGACUUGGAGAUUCUGAGCGGCACACCGCGCGCAGUUGGGGCGGUGGCCCCGCUGGCUCAGCAUCACUGAGAUGACCUCCCCACUGUGGUUCUGGUGCUUCUGCCUCUGGGCGGCCGACCACUGGCCACCAGGAAGCGCCCUGCAGCUCCAGCCUGGCAUGCCAAAUGUUUGCAAAGAGGAGCAGCUGACGGUGAUAGGCCUGUCACGCCCAUGCACCCGAGCAUUUGUAGACUCCGUCAAGUUCUGGAAACAAGGCUGUACAGGCCCACGGGGGUGUGUGGCUUAUGAAAGAAGGACCCGCUACUACACUGUCUACAGGCAGGUGUAUACCACAGAACACCAGACUGUCUUCAGGUGCUGCCCUGGUUGGAGCCGAUGGGAUGAUGAACCAGGCUGUCUCUCCUCUGUGUCUUCUCUGGGAACCCAUUUCAGUGGAAGGCAGUGCUCAGAUGGUGGUGAUCAUCGGUGCCUCUGCUCACAAGGGUUUCAUGGACCCCACUGUCAAUAUGAUAUAAACGAAUGUGCUGUUGACAAUGGGGGCUGUCAAGAUCAGUGCUGCAAUACGAUUGGCAGUUAUUUCUGCAGAUGUCAAGCUGGCCAAAAGCUGGAGGAAGAUGGCAGAGGAUGUGAAGACAUCGAUGAAUGUGCGGUGGUGAAUGGGGGCUGCCAGCAGCGCUGUAUUAACACUCUGGGCACCUUCCACUGUGUGUGUGAUACAGGGUACAGACGCCAUGCUGAUGGACGCACCUGCAUAAAGAGAGACCCCUGUGCAGGUGGGAAUGGCUGUGCUCACCUAUGUCAAAGCGAAAAUGGCGUGGCCAGGUGUACCUGCCAUGCUGGGUACCAGCUGUCUGAAGACAAAAAGGCCUGCGAAGACAUAAAUGAGUGUGAUGAAGAACUUGCUCCCUGUGCUCAUCGCUGUGUGAAUUCAGAGGGGUCCUUCACUUGUGCCUGCCACCCUGGCUUCGAGCUAGGAGCUGAUGGAAAACAUUGUUACAGAAUUGAAUUAGAAAUUGUAAAUAUCUGUGAAAAGAACAAUGGUGGGUGUUCUCAUCACUGUGAACCUGCAAUUGGUGGACCCCAUUGUUCCUGUAACCAAGGACAUCAGCUCGACACAGAUGAGAAGACAUGUAUAGACUUUGAUGAAUGCGAGAGCGGAGAUGCCUGCUGUGCUCAGCUCUGCAUCAACUAUUCAGGAGGCUACAAGUGCAGCUGUCAGGAAGGCUUUCAGAUCAGUUUGGAUGGUUGUGGAUGUGAUGCUUUAGAUGAUGAACAGCUAGAGGAGGAAGAAGAGGUGCUAGACAUCCUGAGGUUUCCAGGCCAUCUGGUUCAAAACCCACCUCAGCCGUUCCCUUAUCUUGAUCCUUCUCUGAUUGCUUCAUAUGAAGAUGAAGACAAUAAUGAAGAAGACCAGGAAGCAGAAGAGUUCCAACAGUUGACAGCCUUGCACAGAGUGGUCUGUUUAGAUGGCACCUUUGGCCUGGACUGCAGCUUGAGCUGCGAGGACUGCAUGAAUGGGGGGAGGUGUCUCGAAGAUAGCGGGUGCCUCUGCCCAGAAGGCUGGACUGGCAUUCUUUGCAAUGAAAGCAACACCUUAAGAACUGGUGAGGACCGACAAGCUCCUUUGGGAUGCCUGAAAGGGUUCUUUGGAAAGAACUGCAAAAGAAAAUGUCACUGUGCCAACAAUGGCCAUUGCCACAGGAUAUAUGGAGCCUGUAUAUGUGACCUAGGGCACUAUGGAAGAUUCUGUCAUCUCAGCUGUCCCAGGGGGAUGUAUGGAGCUGGCUGUUCUGUGGAAUGUCAGUGUGUGGAGGAGAACACCCUGGAAUGCAGUGCCAAAAAUGGUAGUUGCACCUGCAAAUCUGGUUACCAAGGCAACAGAUGCCAGGAAGCCUGCCCUGAUGGCCUCUGGGGACCAGAAUGCCAGUUUUCCUGUGGACUCUGUGAAAAUGGAGGUCAUUGCAAUGGAAGCUCUGGAAACUGUGACUGUGCUCCUGGUUACACAGGAAAAUCCUGUGCCAUGUUCUGCCCACCAGGCACGUAUGGGAAAGACUGUAACCAGAGAUGUCAGUGUUCAGCAACUGAGGACUGUCAUCCAGUCACCGGAAGAUGUUCCUGUCUGCCUGGCUACCAUGGAAACCACUGUCAGCUCCGGUGCCCAAAAGACACUUAUGGUCCAAAUUGCCAAGAAACAUGUAAGUGCCUGAACGGAGGUCAGUGUGAGAGCGUGCAUGGCACCUGUACCUGUCCUCCUGGCUUCGUCGGGGCAGACUGCAGUCAAACUUGUCCUGGAGGUAAUUAUGGGCAGGAUUGUGCCCAAUGGUGUUCCUGCGGCUCAGGAAAGUGUGACCCAGUGACAGGAAGAUGUCAUUGUCCACCCGGCCUGAUGGGAUCAAGGUGUCAGCAAGGUUGUCCCCAGACAAGAUAUGGCACCAAUUGUGACCUAGAAUGUCUGUGUAAAAAUGGUGGACUCUGCAAUCCUGUGGAUGGGAGCUGCUCCUGUGGCCUUGGGUGGACCGGGGAUUACUGUGAGAAAGGCAAGCUGAUGGCUCCUUCUUACCCUCACAAUGUAUACACUUUAGAACUCAUCACUAUGGGUUGCUGAGUAGAGGCCUAUGAAGAAACUAUUUUCCAAUAACCUGUUUAUAAUUAGGAUCACAUUUCCAAUAAAAUUGUACAAAUAUUGAUCAUUAAUCAUUACCUAGUUUCUAGACUAUCACAGGAAAACUCUGAAACAUCUUAAGAAAUUGAAAUAGUAUUGGUGGUAACAAAUUACCCUGAGAACUCAAUUCCACUUUUUACCCUAAAACCCAAAGCCAUUGUAGACAUCAAAUUGGCUGGGCCUAGAGAUUUUAAACAGGGGCCUGAAGAAGACAACACUCACAGAGGACUUAACAAAUGGUUAGAAUACACUGGUCUUUGGGAGUGGAGUGGCUGUGUGUCCUGGGACAGGUGGUUCAUGUCUUUAAUCUCAACACUAUGGAGACUGAAGGGGAGCUGGGAUCCAUGUAUAGCCCUGGCUGCGUAGCAAAACAUGAAAUAUGAAAUGGCUAUCCCCAUUACUGUUCCACAUUCUAGGGGGUGUUUUGUUGUUAUUCUUAUUUAUUUGUUCUUUCAAAUGAAUGUUAUAAUCAUUUAUUUAGGGAAAACAUGUUUUUGUUGUUUCAUUGUAUUGUGUUUCCUCAGGAAGAAUCACAUUCUUAGGUUAACUCAUUGUAUUCAAGAACAAACAAUUCAUCCUUUGUUCCAUAUUUUAUUCCUUAUCAAUAAAGGUGCUGGCUCUAGCAUUCACAUUAAGAUAUUCAGGUUACGGAGCAAAUAAUUAAUUUUCUAAUCCAUUCAAUACCUUACUAUAUUUUAGUGAAUUUAUUACAAGGCCUUUCCUCAUCUCUGCAGUUUAUUAUAUGAGUUUUCUCUUUAGUCUGAUAGCAUAUGUGAUAUAAUAUUAAUGAAUUUCUAAUACUAAGUUGCCUUACAUUCCAAGAAUAAAUACUGUGUGACCAUGAUUAACUAUUUCAUAAAGUGCUAUUGGAUUCUAUAUACUUCUGUAUUCUAUGAUUUUGGCAUUGAUAUCCAAGAGGAAAAUGGAGCUGCUUUUAUAUGCAACCUUUUCCAGUUUUUAAAAUUGAUGUUCCAUACAUUCAGUAAAAAGUAUUUGGAAAUUUCCUUUCUCUUUCAGUGUUCUGGAAUACUAUACUCUAAGUCUAGAUGGUGCCCUGCCUAGUGAAAGUUUGCAGACUCCUCUGUGAAUCUGAAUAACUCUUUCUUUUUCUCCCUUUUACUCUUAUUCAAAUGUUAAGAACUGUUACUGUACUUAUCUUAUCUAGGUUUUCUGCCUCAAAUUAAGAUGGUUUGGCGUGUUCUUCUGGUAAUUACGGCCCAGGCUGCAAAUUCAAUUGCUCAUGUCAGAAUGGUGGGAUUUGCAGCAGGCAUUCUGGAGGCUGUGAGUGCCCCAGCGGGUACUACGGACAAAGCUGUGAGCAUGAAUGUCCUCCUGGAUUUCAUGGCUUUAAUUGUGUUCACACCUGUGACUGCCGAAAUGGAGCCAGUUGUGAUGUAGCAAAAGGACAGUGUGUUUGCCCAGCAGGUUUCCAUGGCAACCAUUGUGAACAAGAAUGUCCACCUGGAAUGUUUGGGGACAAUUGUCGUCAGCCGUGUGACUGUGAAGGAGAAAGUUCUUGCCAUCCAAUCACAGGAAAAUGUCUCUGCCCACCAGGAAGGACAGGAGCCAGAUGUGAAACAGAAUGUAAGGCAGGCCACUAUGGGCCCGACUGCCUGCUGCUCUGUGAAUGCUCCUGGGGAGCUCUCUGCAACCCUGUAAAUGGCAGCUGUGCUUGCCCCAGGAGGAGAAUGGGCCCAACCUGUAAGGAGAAUGGCUUGGCUCCUGGACAGCCAGAGACCCACAGUUCUUCUGAAGCCAGCACUCAGGGAAAACGAGGACAGAGCGGAUAGAGGUCAAGACCUGGCUGAUUCUGUGGAUGCCCCAUUUCCUGUAAUUCAGAAACAGAUUGAAGUAGCCUUACAAUCCAAAUUACUCAUCAUUUCCAACAGCUCCUAGUCAUUUGUACAUGGAAGAUGGGACCGUUUUGUUUUGGUUCUCAAGGAGUUUACAUAUGCAUUUUACUUUCAGAAUCCUGGCUAAUUCACAUUAGUAAAUAGUAACUUUGUCGACAGAAAAUGCUGUUCACUUUGUCCAAGAAUUUUCAGAAUAAAAACAAAGACUAUUGAAAUUAGAUGACUAGACUUUAUUUGUGUAAAAUGACUAGAGUAGCUUUUAAAAAUCAAAAUUGAUUUUGGAUAAAAUUGCUGGAAAAAAUUAUGAAAAAUACUUGCUGUUGCAAGUUCAGUGGAGUCAUUAGUUUGUACGUAGCCUUGACCUCAACAGUCUUGUUUUCCUUGUCGUUCUGGGAAGGAAAGCUCAGGGCUGCGCUGCUGAGCCGCUGCUUCCCCCUUCCUCGGCGCACCGAACACACACGUGACAUGCCAGCUGAAGGAAGGGGAGGCAAACGGGGUGUUUCUAGAUGAUAUAGAGGAUUUAAUGCGAUCUAGCUCUUAAGACGUUCUCUAUAAAUUUAUCUUGACUCUAAAAGGAACACAGUCAACUUAUUUUCUGUUUUCUCCAUACUAGCAACCAAAAUUCUACUUAGAUCAUCAGUUAAUGCUGUGACUAAUGGUUCAAAUUAAUUGAAAACGAUGCUCUAUUUUGAAUGCUUGCCUGUUUCCUUAUCAAUUGUUUUCAAGUCUCUCAAAAAUGUAACCCUCUAAUCCACGGAGCAAUCAACACAACAGGCAGCAGGAGGGCUUGGGGGAUGAUGAUUGAGCAUCAGCAUCAGGACCGGAGUGUGGGUGCUCAACACCCACUUAAAUAUGUCUCUGUAGUGCAAUGGAUAGCGCAUUGGACUUAAAUGUCAGAUGAGCAUGGUGGCUACACAUAGUUCCAGCACAAGGUGGAGAUGAGAAUCCCUGGAGAAAACUGGCUAGCUAGCCAAGACUUACCAGGGAGCUCUGGGUUCAACUGAGAGACUCUGCCUCAAAGAAUAAGAUGGAGAGUAAGCAAGGAAAAUUUCCAGUGUUAACCCAGGUCUCCACAUGCACACACACAAGUUUCUGUGCUCUUGUGGACACCCACACAUUCGCACACACAUUCACUCAC
Messenger RNA from Peromyscus leucopus (white-footed mouse), 5885 nucleotides. Its product is annotated as EGF-like and EMI domain-containing protein 1. The record is from RefSeq and is a predicted model, not a curated record. Gene Ontology annotation, molecular function: calcium ion binding; protein binding. Lineage: Eukaryota; Metazoa; Chordata; Mammalia; Rodentia; Cricetidae.